Molecule: messenger RNA, 849 nt
Organism: Fusarium mangiferae
Lineage: Eukaryota; Fungi; Ascomycota; Sordariomycetes; Hypocreales; Nectriaceae
Exons: 4
Coding region: 1-849 (282 amino acids)
Cellular component (GO): cytosol
Molecular function (GO): oxidoreductase activity
Source: RefSeq, a predicted model, not a curated record
AUGAGUCUUCCCACUUUGAACAAAUACCACAAAAAGCCUUAUCAGGCCAUUGACCCCACUCUCCCUGCCCUUCAGCAGACAGGUAGGACAGUCAUUGUCACUGGAGGCAAUAGUGGCAUCGGGUAUGCUAUCGCUCGCAGCUUUGUCAAGGCGAAUGCUGCCCGUGUCAUUAUCCUUGGACGUCGAAAAGAUGUAGUCGCAUCUGCAGCUGCCAAACUUCAAGAAGAGGGCUAUCAAUUUGGCAGUGGCACUUUUGUCGACGUCCUAGUCUUGAGCGCUGCAAGCUAUGGCUCUACCGAGACAAUUCUUGAUGGAGGUAUGUCCAAGGUCUGGGGUGACUUUGAGUCCAAUGUACGAAGCACUCUAGAUAUGACAGAGCGAUUUUACAAACAAAAGGCAGCAGACCCAGGCCAAACCAAGUUUCUGGUCAACAUCUCAACCUGUGCGGCUUACAUGUGGUCAACAAUGGGUCCUGACCGCCCGACGUACGGGCUGACCAAAAAUGCGAGCACUCUCCUCCUGCAGCAGAUCGCACAGGAUACCAAGCACACUGAUAUGCAGAUUAUUAGUUUCCAUCCAGGUGGCAUUUUGACCGACUCUGCCAAGAGGGUUGGUGGCGAUAGCCUGAAGGGCCUUGUCUUUGACGAUGAAAACCUUCCAGGUCAUUUCUCUGUCUGGGCAGCAACGCCUGAAGCUAACUUUCUUCAUGGCCGCUUCGUCUGGGCUAAUUGGGACGUUGAUGAACUGAAGACUGGUCCUGUACGUGAACAGAUUGAUACUGAUGAGCACUUUCUCAAGGUUGGCGUGGAGGGAUUAUCCGAGAAGAUGGGAGGCAUGAUUAUGACUUAG